AUGAUGGUGAGCAAAAGAUGGUGUGAGGUGAUGCUCUUGUCCCAUCUGAAAAUGUCCAAGUGGGGUUAUGGCAGGACUUUUGUUUACUGGGUGAUUGCUGCGUUGGUGGUCAGCUGUUCCUGCAAAAGAAGGGGCGUCGACGAUGAUUCACCCCUGCGAGAAAAAUUCCUCAUGGCAACGCAUCUAACCUCAACGGUGACAUCGCUUUCCACGAUGACAUCAGUUAUUCCCUACUUCUGCUUCACCACAAAGGCCACCGCGUGCCAGGGCCGCAGGCUAAGGCACACUCUGCCCAAGAGCAUCGCCCUCUCCAGCGGCGACGACGUGCCCUUCCUUGAGGAUUCAAAAAACACCAAAAAGGAGGCAGACGAGCUCACUGGGUCUCUUCACAGUGAGAAGUACUUCUUCACCAUCCGCACGACCGUCACGAGCACGACGAUUAUUGUGACCACGUCCACCAACCGAGACUUCACCGUGUCCGCUUCGACCUUCUGCACGUACACGGGUUUCACCGGGCCCGUGUGCGGUUAACGGAGUGGCAGAGCUGCGAGUCUGGCUUUUCGGUCUCUCUUGGAUCGGCCUUUUUCCCUCAUAUGUACUCAACCAGGAUAUUUUUACCUUUUAGCAUGUAAAGGCCAUUUUAUUCACAAAGGUUGAAAAAAAAAAAAAUAUAUUGGGAAACUUUAUUUAUUGUUCCGAUAACUUUGAAGGAAAGCAAUAGACCUUUAUUUGCAUGAUAACGGAAUAUUCUAUAAUCUAGAAUUGUAAAUGUACGACUCCUCUGAAAUAUAUCAAGCUUAUGGCAAGCGUUUAUAACUCCCCAUAUCUCAAAGCCUUUAGUUAGAUACAAGACGUCAUUUGAGUAGUAGUCUCUAUAG
Molecule: messenger RNA, 878 nt
Organism: Penaeus vannamei (Pacific white shrimp)
Lineage: Eukaryota; Metazoa; Arthropoda; Malacostraca; Decapoda; Penaeidae
Source: RefSeq, a predicted model, not a curated record